AAUUUCUUCUUUUCGAUACGAAACCUAUGUACUCGGAGGAAUUUUGGUCGAUCCGAUACCUAACCAGACAACAAUUGACUAUUCGGAAUAACUUCUUGUGUAUUCCAAUUUUAUUAAUUUUUCAUCUUUAUAUAAUAAUAUAAUUUUACAGUGUUUUUGGCUUCUCAUUAAAUUUUCUACUUUUAUUUAACUUUGACUUUCAAAAAUGGAUCCUCCUGGAACUCAACCAACGCCUACCAAUGGAGCUCAACAAGCUGGAGGUCGACCUACCAAUAAGCGUUUACAACAGACUCAGGCGCAAGUUGACGAAGUUGUUGGUAUUAUGAAGGUUAAUGUUGAGAAGGUUCUUGAGCGUGACCAAAAGCUUUCACAGCUGGAUGAUAGAGCUGAUGCUCUUCAGGAAGGUGCUUCGCAAUUUGAGAAGUCUGCCGCAACUUUGAAGCGCAAGUAUUGGUGGAAGAACAUUAAGAUGAUCGCAAUCAUGUGUGCCAUUGUGAUUCUUCUUAUCAUCAUUAUCGUCAUUUGGGCUAAAUAAGCUU
This is a messenger RNA of Meloidogyne enterolobii, 539 nucleotides long. NCBI's taxonomy places the organism in Eukaryota, Metazoa, Nematoda, Chromadorea, Rhabditida, Meloidogynidae. The record is from the annotation of a GenBank genome assembly.